AUGUCUCGACCUCAAUCGCCGGAGGAUGUACUUCCGUUCGAAGUUGGCCCAAAUCUAACGAUCCCACAGAUGAUGUUUGUCUCCGGCGAAACUGGCGAACCAUCUCCCGAAACGACUACUCUGAUUGAAUCGAUCGUGCAAGAUCAAGUGCAGCAUAUGCUGCGAGAGUGUACGGCUCUAGCUACACGCCGCGGUAGCAAAUCUAUAUCCACAGACGACCUCUUCAUGCUCAUUCGCCACGAUCGCGCAAAGAUUUCCCGGUUGCGACACUUCCUUCAAUGGAAAGACGUUCGUCGUUCCGUCAAAGACUCGGAUGACAAAGGAGGCGAUGCCGGUGCUGACGUAGGAGCUGGAGAUGCAGACAUAGCUGCAGGCGUAGUAGGAGCAGGUGGUCCUGGCGCCGCCCCCGUCGAUGCGUCAAAGAAAGCCAAACGCGCCAAGGUCGACUUAGUCUGGGACGUACAAUCUUUCUUCACUGAAUUUCCACCCCAAAAAGACGAUGUUGAAGACGAGGAAGAAGAGGAGAUGAACUAUGCCACCCUACAACGCUUGAAGAAUGCAGACGAACGUACCAAGAACAUGACGCGUGAAGAGUAUGUCCAUUGGUCCGACUGUCGUCAAGCAUCCUUCACCUACCGCAAAGGCAAGCGUUUCAAGGAAUGGGCAGGCUUCGGCCUUAUCACUGAUUCUAAACCUUCCGAUGACAUCAUUGAUAUCCUGGGUUUCUUAACGUUUGAGAUUGUGCAAACGCUUACGGAGGAAGCACUCAAAGUCAAGGAUGCGGAAGACUUGUACAAGAAGAACCAUGGCGGUGAGCAGAACCGACUCAAGAGAAAGAGAGAGAGGGGUCUGUUUGAUCCGCCUGAGGAGGCCAGGGAGCCGGUGCAGCCAAGUCAUGUGCAAGAGGGCUAUAGAAGGCUGCAAAGGGGUAACAACAAGGCCAAGGCCAUGCUCAACUUCACAAGGAAUGUGCACAGGGCGGCGCUGAAGCUGAUCUAA
Messenger RNA from Alternaria burnsii, 999 nucleotides. RefSeq names its product tfiid-18kda-domain-containing protein. Lineage: Eukaryota; Fungi; Ascomycota; Dothideomycetes; Pleosporales; Pleosporaceae. The coding region runs from base 1 to 999 and encodes 332 amino acids. Gene Ontology annotation, molecular function: transcription coregulator activity; protein heterodimerization activity. Gene Ontology annotation, cellular component: SAGA complex. The record is from RefSeq and is a predicted model, not a curated record. The transcript has 2 exons. Gene Ontology annotation, biological process: transcription by RNA polymerase II.